This is a messenger RNA of Myzus persicae (green peach aphid), 861 nucleotides long. Its product is annotated as eukaryotic translation initiation factor 3 subunit E-like. Gene Ontology annotation, cellular component: cytoplasm; nucleus; eukaryotic translation initiation factor 3 complex. Gene Ontology annotation, molecular function: translation initiation factor activity. The transcript has 6 exons. The record is from RefSeq and is a predicted model, not a curated record. Lineage: Eukaryota; Metazoa; Arthropoda; Insecta; Hemiptera; Aphididae. The annotation marks the transcript as partial. Gene Ontology annotation, biological process: translational initiation.
AAGAUCACAAAUUACAUUUUUCAAUUUUAUUUAUUAGUUAUGACCCCUUCUGAUAAGAACUAAUUGAAUGUUCUUUGGGGAAAGUUAGCAUCUGAAAUUCUUAUUCAAAACUGGGAAACUGCUCUUGAAGAUUUAAACAAACUACGAGAGUACAUUGAUUCCAAUACAAAUAGUUCUCCAUUGGAUUUGCUACAACAACGAACAUGGUUAAUUCACUGGAGUCUAUUUGUGUUUUUCAAUCAUGUUAAGGGACGUGACCUUAUUAUUGACAUGUUUAUGUACAGGCCAAACUAUUUAAAUGCUAUUCAAACCAUGUGCCCAUACAUUCUUCGUUACUUGGCUACCGCAGUAAUCAUCAAUCGUUCAAGAAGAGCAGCUAUGAAGGAUCUUAUUGAGGAAUCAUAUACCUACCGUGAUCCUAUAACUGAACUCCUAGAAAAUCUCUACGUUAACUUUGAUUUUGAAGGAGCCAGAGACAAAUUACAAGAAUGCCAGAAUGUUCUUUUUAAUGAUUUCUUCUUGACUGCUUGCCUUGAUGAUUUUGUAGAAAAUGCUCGUUUGAUGAUUUUUGAAACUUUUUGUCGUGUACAUCAGUGUAUUAGUAUUGGUAUGUUAGCUGAGAAACUUAAUAUGAACCCAGAGGAGGCUGAAUGCUGGAUUGAGCAUCUCAUAAUUAGUGCUAAACUAGAUGCAAAAAUUGAUGAAAUACUGGGACUUGUUGUUUUAUAUACACAACCUGUUUCGCCUUACCAACACAUUUUGGAGAAAUUAGACCGAUUAUCAGUGCGAUCAGAAGCACUGCAACAAGUCAUCGAAAAAAAAUUUGAAACUAAAACUCAAGAACAUGAUCCACUUUGGUAC